AUGAGUGGUGUUAGCCGCGACGAGGCUGAUCGAGUUCUUCGCCUAAAAAGCCGAGAAAGAGAAGGAAAGGCAUGCUAUCCCUGCCGAAAACGUAAGGUUAAAUGCGAUGGACAUCAGCCAUGCCGAACAUGUCAAAAGCGGAAACAUCCGGACAUCUGCACAUAUGCCCUUGCAUCCAAUCGAAAAUCGCAAGCUAGUGCCCCGAGUCGUUCAGCUCUACCAUCAUCCCCUCCAAUCGCAAUCGGGAGUGAAGGUACACCUGAUAUAGCUCAGGAUAGUCAUACACAGUCUGAUGCACAGCCUGAUACUUCUAAAAACUAUGUAUACUCGGGAGACAAUUCUGUUCUCUCGAUUUUAAGAUCACGAGCCUCGGACGCGAAUGAUUCUAUGGCACGCGAGGUUGGUUCGGUUCUGGGUCUUCAGAAUACCUUUAACAGCUAUCCGUUCAUGGACUCUAAGACGCCUGGAGAAAAAUGGGAGUCAUUACUGGUAGUUUUACCACAACGAACUGAGAUAUUGAAGUAUGUUGGUCGCUCUUUCUACACCUCUUUCCAAGGUUCAGUUCCUCUCUCAAUCAUGAUGUUUGCUAAAUUGCAACCUCCCACUAGAUUCUUUCAUUAUUAUCGUGUUACAGCAUACCCUUUUAAUCCAAUUCUAGCAGACAUGGAUCGAUUUGAAGCAGAUAUGUGCACUUAUCUUGGUGCCCAUGCCUCAGGAGAGCUACGAGAUCCAGAAAAGAUCACAGAUCGGUGGGCGACGGACAAGUCGAUUGGUCACAUAAGUCUCUUACUGGCUACCCUGGCUGCAGGGGCCCAUUACUCGGAUAUCGAAUAUCCCAAAAGAUUAGAGAUUACUACAGACUUUGGUACGGCUGGAAUUGGAACCCCUGUGCAGAUACGAGCAAGGUCGCUAACAACUUCCCAGCUCGGAGAUCCUUCCAUGCUUUGCGCUUAG
Messenger RNA from Penicillium angulare, 954 nucleotides. Its product is annotated as Zn(II)2Cys6 transcription factor domain-containing protein. NCBI's taxonomy places the organism in Eukaryota, Fungi, Ascomycota, Eurotiomycetes, Eurotiales, Aspergillaceae. Bases 1 to 954 code for a protein of 317 amino acids. Gene Ontology annotation, biological process: regulation of DNA-templated transcription. Gene Ontology annotation, molecular function: DNA-binding transcription factor activity, RNA polymerase II-specific; zinc ion binding; carboxy-lyase activity. The record is from RefSeq and is a predicted model, not a curated record. The transcript has a single exon.